AUGGAUCAAAUUAUAGACCAACUAAAGGCUGUUAAUUUUGCAACGUUUACGAUCGACACUUCAAAUCAUAAGAAUUUCAAAAUUGUCCUCAUUCUUAUUCGACAUUUCGAUCCUAAAUUGGGAGUUCACAUAAAAGUGUUAGAGUUCACAAAUUUGAAAGGAGAAACUUCGGAUAAAUUUCCAUUUUAUAAAAUAGAAGCUUUAAUAAAACAUAAAUUAUCUCACAAAAUUGUUGCAUUUACUGGCGAUAAUUGUAAUACCAAUUUUGGAGGCGCUGCAAGGAAAGGAACAUGA
Messenger RNA from Cinara cedri, 294 nucleotides. NCBI's taxonomy places the organism in Eukaryota, Metazoa, Arthropoda, Insecta, Hemiptera, Aphididae. The record is from the annotation of a GenBank genome assembly.